Messenger RNA from Hymenoscyphus albidus, 2400 nucleotides. NCBI's taxonomy places the organism in Eukaryota, Fungi, Ascomycota, Leotiomycetes, Helotiales, Helotiaceae. The record is from the annotation of a GenBank genome assembly.
AUGUCUUCGAAUGAUGAGAACGACGCAGUCAAUGUAGCUAUUUCGAAGGAGCCAUACCCCCUGGAGGAAUCUAUGGCCGCGUCCAGCGAAAAGCCAGUGGUGAUUGGCUUGUAUGGAUUGUCCGGUUGUGGCAAGACGCACUUCAUGAAGCGAGCUGAAUCGUACCUUUCUUCUCAGAACUUCCCGCCUCUUGGCAAGGAAGUCACCUUUAGCUUUUAUGACGGCUCCUCGGUUAUCUCAGAGGUCACCCCCGGUGGACUAGAAGCAUUCGAGCAGCUCUCGGAUAAGGAGAAGGAAAACUUCCGUGGGCGUGCGAUUGAAGAUAUCCGAACGAGAUGUGCUGAGGCGAAGAGCAACACAUGUGGAGUUGUUGCUGGUCAUUAUUUGUUUUGGGAUAAGCAGGAAGAUUCAGAAGGACAACGAGUCUGCACUCAACAGGACUUGGAGACAUACACACACAUAAUUUACCUUGAGGUUCCCCCGACAAUAAUCGAAAAAAGACGCCGGGAGGACGACAAGAGAAACCGGCCAGUUGUAUCUGCCCAACAUUUAGAGAAGUGGCAACGAGCAGAGCAGAUGCAACUUGAACAAGAUUGCCGGGAGAACGGAAUACUGUUCUUUACCUUACGUUAUUCUGAGAACGACCAGAUGUUUCGAAAGGGCGUGGAUUUGCUGAAUGAGUUUGCCAGACAUGAGGAAUCAUUCAAUUUGCAAAUCGCAAAAGUAAGACUCAUCGAGAUAGUUUCAAACUCCGGUCCACAAGUGGAAACCAUGCUAGCUCUCGACGCUGAUAGAACUUUGUCACCAGAUGAUGCCGGCACUAUGUUCUGGGAGAUGUUAUCUGAAACCACGCGUUUGCGACCGGUCAAUAAAACCUGCCCGUUGAAAAGACUGUUUAGUGGUCCUUUGGGCUACUCAUAUGCUGCUUUUCGACAAGCCGCUUUGAUGUACGAAGAGUACACAAGUGAGGAGGAUUUCGACGAUCUUUGUCGGGCGGUUGCAUCGAAAAUUAGCAUACACCCUGAGUUUCUUACUCUGUUGAGAAUGGUCGUGGGGAACAAUCGCAUUGGCGCGGUGGUCAUCACCUCAGGAAUAUGUCGUGUUUGGGAAUACGUGCUAGAGAACGCAGGUCUGUUGAAUCCUUUGAGAGUAAUCGGCGGGGGACGUGUGCUUGAGAAUUGUGCCAGGGGGCAGGAGCAUCUCAAAGAUUUGGUUGUUACAGCUAAUGUGAAAGCCGAACUGGUGGCUGAUUUGCAAAAAACCCAUGGAUUGAGUGUUUGGGCUUUCGGAGAUAGUCCACUCGAUUUGAAAAUGCUGCAUCAGGCCGAUGAAGCUAUUGUUGUGGUUGGCGAGGAGAAGCACCGGAGCAAGAGCAUGGAUUUCGAGUUGGCCAAGUCAAUAGACAACAACAGCCUUCGAGCCCAACAGGUCUUGUUACCAAGCCAUGCCCUACCACGGCUUGAUAUCAAUAAGCUUCCCUUGGCCCAACUCACACAAGACGGACUCUUCAAAUCCAUACUUGGCCACCCAGCUGUCCGGGUCUUACACGAAACAGAUAGUGGCACAGCCAAACUGCUGAUGACACCCACACGCAAUGCCGCAGUGGCUGGUGUCGCACUGAGAGAAGCCCAUCACCGUAUAGGAAUGUAUCUAGGGAUGAGAUAUCUGAUGAAAAGCGAAGUGGUUGGACAUGAGAAGGUAAUGCCAGCUCUCAAAGGGCGUAAAUUUGAGCUAACCAUGAAAAGUACGGAAUUCCUCACGUCCAAGGUGGGGAGGUGGAAGGAUAUAGACUUUUGAACGAGCAGCAGACGUGUAUCGUCCCGCUCAUGCGGGGUGGAGAGCCCAUGGCUUUUGGUCUCAACGAUUGCUUUCCAUCAGCAAUGCUGGUCCAGUAGAUGAUACCCUUCCCAAUUCGCUUUGGCAUCCCGCUUACUCUUUCUACAGUGCCAAAGAGCCUACCGACCUCAAACCCCAUCACUUGAAGGGACAGCAGACAGUCGUACUUGUUGACUCGGUGGUGAAUACCGGCAAUAGCCUGGUACAGUUUGUAAAGUAUAUCCGCGAUCUGUGUCCCGAAAUGCGCAUCAUCUUUGUUGCGGGUGUUGUCCAGAGACAGGCAAUUUCUUCCAUCAGGAAAGAACUGGGAGCACACCAGAGACUAAGUAUUGCUACGCUCAGAAUCUCUAGGAACAAAUUCACUGGUAAAGGCACUACCGAUACCGGGAACCGACUAUUCAAUACCACCCAUUUGGACUGAAUGUAGACACAUGAGGGUUCAAGGAUUGGAACCUGAAUGACGAGCUUGGGGAAAAUGUAACGAUAGCCUAUGAAAAGACUUGAGCUCAGAAACGGAGGUGCAUCACACAGGAACAGAGUGCUCUUAUGAAGUGUUGAAGACCC